AUGUUUCGAAACGUGAUUAGCCGAGCCAAAGUGACCCAGAUCGGCUCGAUCCGAUCCAUCCACACCCCCGCCAAGCUUUCACGAGAGUCCAAGUACGCCCAGAACGGCCUGGAGGGUCUGUACUCCAAAAACGGCUUCAACACCGCUUGGACCGACUACCAGCGGUUCCUGGUGUCCAAGCUCACUGACCUGACCGUCGACACUCCUCUGCAAUCGCGAUCCCCUUUUGAUAUUUUGCGAUUCACUGCCGCCGACCGAGAUCAGGCUGCUACAUUCAACUUUGCCUCUCAAGCCUUCAACAACCACUUUUUCUUCGAGGCUCUGGCCGAGAAGCCCGUGGCCCAGACCACAGCGCCGACAGACUACCUGCGUUCUCGACUGGAGGACAAGUUCGAGUCCAUGGAGCGAGCCCGAGAGAACUUUUUGGCUACCGCCGACGAGAUGACCGGAAACGGAUGGGUCUUCCUCUACGAGGGAGGAGACAAGAACAUGUACAUUUCGGCUCACCACAACGCAGGAUCUCCCUUUUCGUUCCAGCGAUUCCAGCAUCAAGAAUUCAACUUCCCCGCCUCCGAGGAGGUCAAGCGGGACCAGCAAAACAUUGAGGCUGCUGUGCGAAAGGGCCUCAAGGAGUCCAUCCUGCCUCUGCUGGCCGUCAAUGUGUGGCAGCAAGCCUACGUGGACGACUACGGAGUCAACGGCAAGUACAAUUACUUGGAGAACUAUUGGGAGUGUAUUAACUGGGAUGUUGUCAACGCUAGACUGUUUGUUGGUGCCCAGUAA
Messenger RNA from Yarrowia lipolytica CLIB122, 783 nucleotides. Its product is annotated as mitochondrial 37S ribosomal protein mS42. Gene Ontology annotation, molecular function: superoxide dismutase activity; metal ion binding. The record is from RefSeq and is a predicted model, not a curated record. Gene Ontology annotation, biological process: superoxide metabolic process. NCBI's taxonomy places the organism in Eukaryota, Fungi, Ascomycota, Dipodascomycetes, Dipodascales.